AUGAAGAACAAAGGGAGUCAUGGCCAAAACAGAUUUAUUCGAAUUCUCGCAUUACCAUGGAAGGCAUUAAUCAAAGCGCGAGAUUGUUACGUAGGUACAAUGACGAAUUACGCAGUUGUAAAUCCUCGGAGUUUACCUAAGAGUUACAGUGUAACAUCAUCUACGAGGUCUGAUAACAGCGAAGAUUUUAGAGAACUUGUUAGAGCAGCGUCCGCGAGGAGUAUGGGAGAGAAUUUUGAGCUGAAUUUAUUAAUACAGCAACAAAUUCGACAGCAAUUACAGCAACAAACGCCAUCAAGGAGAACAGUACCGAGGAGUGUUAGUGUUGGUAUGGGAAGAAUCGAUGAAGAUAAGCCAUUUGUUUUAGGAGGUCAAGAAGAUGAUGUUUCGGUUAUGUUAAUGAAAAAUGAUUUGAGGUAUCCUAGGAGUAGAAGUCAUGCUGUUUCAAAGACUAGUAAUAUUCAUGUCUUUUGA
Molecule: messenger RNA, 474 nt
Organism: Solanum lycopersicum (tomato)
Lineage: Eukaryota; Viridiplantae; Streptophyta; Magnoliopsida; Solanales; Solanaceae
Source: RefSeq, a predicted model, not a curated record